UACCUUGAGUGGGCAGGUUCGGCGGGAGACCCCGCCGCGCGCCUCAACGUCUCAGCUCGCCAGUCACUGGCCGCUCUGGCACCGAACAUGGCCGGUCCGAAGCUGGCGUGGCAACGUGCGUGCUUCCUUGUUGUGCUGUUGUUUACUUUAGCGGAGGCGCUGCUCUCCGGAUUAUAUAUAGACAAUGGUGAUCAGACAAUGAUACAUCAUUCGAUGACGCGAAACGAGAGAUUAGUCGUGGAACACGAGAUACUGGAACUUUUAGGACUCGGAGAACGACCGAGGCGGGCCCAGGCUCCUCCGCUGGACCGCUCGGCGCCCAGCUUCCUUCUGGACGUGUACAAGCAACUGGCAGAGGAGCACGAGCAAGCCCGUCCUACUCGCAGCUCCGAAAUGGCCUUAAGUGGAGAAGAACAACAGGCGAUUGAUGAAAGCGACCUGAUUAUGACUUUUCAAAGCAAAAAACAUCACCUAGGCGCGCUGCGACAUGGCCACGGGCGGCACGUGUGGUUCGAAGUGGCGGGCACGCCGGGCGAUGCGUCUGCCCUACUCACCGCCGAGCUGCGCUUGCACCAGGCGCCUACGCACACGGACCUCCCGACUAGCCUGUACACGGUCGUGGCCCAUCGCGUGCUCAGCGUCGACAAUUUAGGAGGUCUGCAGCUGGAGGAGGUGGCAGCCGUGAACACGAGCGCGGGCGCGGAGGGCUGGCUCGAGCUGAACGUGACGAGCGCGAUGGGCGCGUGGCUGCGCUCCCCUGCCGAUAACCACGGCUUCUUCAUCACCCUUCACCCACACUCGCAACCAGAGCGUAAUAUGAAGCCUGAAGAAAUCGGUCUAGAAGAGCCUCGUGGUACGGUUGUGGAGGGAAAGCAGCCGUUCCUCGUGGCAUUCUUCAAAAGCGGGCCAAAACUUGACACGUCGGAGGCGGGUGCGCGCCGAAAGAGAGAGGCUAAGCGCUGGCGAACUAACUCCGAUAAUUACCUGAGGAAUCCACUCACUGAUUCGGCACAUUGGACGACGAGAAGCUGUGAGAUUCAGACUUUAUACGUCAGUUUUAAGGACUUGGAAUGGCAGGAUUGGAUCAUCGCACCGAACGGCUACGGGGCUUUCUACUGCAGCGGCGAGUGCAACUUCCCGCUGAAUGCGCACAAGAACGCCACCAACCACGCCAUAGUGCAGACGCUGGUGCAUCUGUUGAACCCUACUCAGGUGCCAAAACCAUCUUGUGCUCCCAUCAAACUGUCCCCGAUAUCGGUGCUCUACUAUACCGACGACUCGAAUGUAAUCCUGCGCAAGUACAAAAAUAUGGUGGUCAAAAGUUGUGGAUGCCAUUAGGACUUAAUAUGUAGUUAGUAUUAAUUAGCUAAACAAUCAUCAGAUCCAGUUAGGUUAUUAUUAUGUUGAUAUUUUAAACUUUUCUAGUUACAAGUCGAAUCUCAAUCUCUUUAUAUCUUUUUUUAUGAGUUUUCAAAUAUUUCUAGACAUUGUCAUUUAGUAAAAUACUCUAUACACAAUAAUCCUUGACAUAAUCGUACCUUGUUUGAUUGAAUGUUGCUUAAUGACUUGUGUACUUAGACGAGAAAGUAAUUUUACUAUUACGCUUAAAAUCGUCACAUUUAAUUACUUGCCCAAUUAAUUUUGCCACUUAUUUUAUGUGUGUAAAUGUAGAUAUUAAAUAUUUUAUUUAACGGCAAGGAUUAUAUUUUAAUUU
Ostrinia furnacalis (Asian corn borer) is the source of this 1714-nucleotide messenger RNA. It is a transcript of the gene gbb, whose product is annotated as glass bottom boat. The record is from RefSeq and is a predicted model, not a curated record. NCBI's taxonomy places the organism in Eukaryota, Metazoa, Arthropoda, Insecta, Lepidoptera, Crambidae. Bases 88 to 1338 code for a protein of 416 amino acids. Gene Ontology annotation, molecular function: growth factor activity; cytokine activity. Gene Ontology annotation, cellular component: extracellular region. The transcript is spliced from 7 exons.